AUGCGCGGAGAAAUGCUGUAUACCAGAAAUUUAUCAGCGAGUGAGCUGCUAACUACCGACAUAUGGACAAGUGACUCUUCUUCGCAACGUAAUGAUUUUAUUAGUUUGACAGCUUAUGGAAUCAAUGCAAAUUUUGAAUACAAAAAUUACUGCCUUGAGGUUUUGCCAUUUAAUAAACCCAAUCAUUCAGGUGAGGCUUUUCAAGAUUGGAGUAUACAAGACAGAGUUCGAGAAGUAGUUACUGAAAACGCUCCAAACAUGGGUGUCGCUAUUAGAGAGAUUCAAGAAACCUAUAAUAUUGUACCUGUCAAAUGUUUAUCUCACUCAUUGCAACUGGUAAUCAGAGACAGCCUUUUUAUAGAAGAUAAAGUGAAUGAAGUCUCAACACGCUGGAACUCGACAUUACAGGCAUUAAGACGUUUACUAGAACAACGAGUUUCAGUACAAACUUGUUUACCUCGUAUAAAUUGCAGAGUAGAACUGACAACUGAAGAAUGGAUAUUAAUGGAGGAAGUGGUGAACAUUUUGCGUUACUUCGAGGAGGCUACAAAGUCAAUAAGCAAAGCCACAGCUACGUUACCUGACGCCAUUCCGAUAAUUAACAGUCUUCGAAAAUUGUUAGAUAACAUGAGUAGUCAUUCAACAGAAAGGCAGAAUAUCUCACAAUCACAAAAGUUGGCGUCUGACCUGCUUUUGGCUCUUAAUGAAAGAUUUGAAGGUCUGGAAAAUGAAGAAAUAUAUUCCUUAGCCACAACGCUUGAUCCACGUUACAAAACACGAACAUUUCAAUUACAGUCUACUACUUCUACGACAGCUACACCUGGUACAAGUUCAGAGAUGCCUACGAGUUGUAGUCUUUGGAGCAUUUGUGAAAAUAUUAUUAGAGAGGCCGAAGAAAAUGAGCCCCUGUCCACUCUCAAUUGCAAUUCUCACAAAGAAGUCGAGAGAUACCUUAGGUCUCCUAAUAUAUCGAGACUCAGACCCGUUUGUUUUCUGGCGUAA
Vanessa tameamea is the source of this 1002-nucleotide messenger RNA. RefSeq names its product zinc finger BED domain-containing protein 4-like. The record is from RefSeq and is a predicted model, not a curated record. NCBI's taxonomy places the organism in Eukaryota, Metazoa, Arthropoda, Insecta, Lepidoptera, Nymphalidae. The transcript is spliced from 4 exons. The coding region runs from base 1 to 1002 and encodes 333 amino acids.